CGCGCCUAGGGCUGAGGCGAGUACGAGAUCUGCCGCUCGCCGUCUCUCGGCUCCGCUCGGGAGGAGGAGGAAGAAGCGAAGCGUCUUUGGCGUCGUUAGUUCCAGCACCCGUCGCUUCACUCCACUUUACAUUAAGCUCGGCGGCGCCGCGGCACCGUGCGCGUUUCUCCCGGGACAUCCCCCUCCAACCAACCAUCCUUACCGAGCUUCGUUUACGCGAAUGAACGUUUGUGUUUGAGUGGCCAAGAUUCUCCCCCAACAUGUUUGGGCAAAACAAGCCCUUUGGAAGCACCUUCGGUUCCACUUUUGGUGGAAACGCCUCCACGUUUGGACAGACUUCUAAUGCAGGGGGCUUUGGAAGUUUUGGAGCAGCGGGGUUUGGCGCAGCCCCUGCCGGAGGAGGGAUGUUUGGGGGCACCAGUCAAACAAAGCCAGCCGGGCUGUUCGGUGCGGGUGCUUUCGGACAGGCACCUGCAAAUGCCACCAGCACAUCAGGGUUUGGCGCUGCUACCUCCGCUGCUGGAAAUCCGUUCAGCUCCAGCCUCUUCUCAACACCACAGACCAACAAUGCAGCAAACACCGGAGGAUUUGUUCAGAACAAACCAGCUGGCUUUGGAGGGUUUGGAGCCAACCCAGGAACCGGUGGGCUUUUUGGCACUACCACGGCCACAGUAACCCAAUUUGGAGCCAGCACAGCCACUGGAGGAGCUUUUGGAGGGUUCAGCGCCCAAGCCACGAAAGGAACAACAAUAAAGUUCAUUCCGGUCGAGGGCACUGACACGAUGAUGAAGAAUGGAGCUAGCACCACCAUCCGUACCAAGCACCAGUGUAUCACUGCUAUGAAGGAAUACGAGACCAAGUCGCUUGAGGAGCUGCGCCUGGAGGACUAUACGGAUAAUCGCAAGGGAUUGCAGGCUGGGGCUUUGGGGGCAGCAGCCACAGGAAGUUUGUUUGGAGCGGCUGCCACCCCUGUCAAUCAGACGGGUGGUCUCUUUGGAACGGCAGCUACUGCGCCAGCAGCAGCCACUGGCUUUGCGUUUGGCCAGCCCAAACCUAACGCGUUUGGCACAGGGGCAGCGUUCAGCGCAUCAGCGUCAACAGGAGGUGGCCUGUUUGGCAAUACUCAGGCCCAGCCGGGGGCUGCGGCUGCUGGCGCCGGAGGUGCUGCGGCAGGGGUCGGCACGGGCGUGUUCAGCAAGCCAUUUGGAGUGGCCACCGCAACCACGCAGGCCUCCGGAUUUUCUUUUAGUGGAGCUGCCACCGCCACACCUUUCGGCCAGGCCAACCCCACGACAGGAGGUUUGUUUGGCGCUGUGGGAGCGUCACGCCCGGGAGGGCUCUUUGGGACCGGCACAGCGACCACAGCCACGGCUGGUGCAGGAUUUGGCACAGGAGGGGCUUUUGGUGUGGCGGCCCCCGCCUCUACUGGACUCUUUGGUGCCACUCAACAGAGUUCUGGUUUUGGUGCGACUGGAGCGACGUUAUUUGGCAACAAGCCAGCAGGAUUUGCUGCUCCAGCUACCAGCACUGCCUCAGGAUUCGGUACCGGAGUUGGGGGAGGACUAUUUGGAGCCAAACCGGGUGGCCUCUCCCUUGGUGCCACCAACAAUGCUACGGGCUUUGGUUUUGGCAGUGCAAACACUGGCGGUCUGUUUGGAAACAAAAUGACUACAGGGGGUCUAGGAGCUGGGCUUGGCUCCACCUUUGGUUCUGGGCUUGGAACAGGACAGCCGUCUCUCUUCGGAAACAGCCAGCCUGCGAUGGGAACAGGUCUGGGUGUCAGCUCCUUGUCCACCGCUCCUUUUGGUGGCGUUGGUUCCUCCUCGGGUUUCGGAACAACGCAGGGUGCCUUGGGGGCCGCACAGGCUGGGACGGCACAGGCUGUCAUUCACCAGAACCAAAUCACAGCCCUGGCGUACAACCCAUUCGGGGACUCUCCACUCUUUCGCAAUAUCGUCACAGACCCACAGAAGAAAGAAGAGCGGCUGAAACCGACCAAUCCGGAGGCCCAGAAGGCAUUCUCCACUCCCACACAUUACCGGUUGACGCCUCGACCGGCGGCUCGUCUGCGACCCAAGGCGCUCGGCUCUUCGGGAUCGGCAAAAGCACAGCUGUUCGACGGACUGGACGAUGAGGACGCCGCGCUGUGCAACGCCACGUUCAUGCCGCGGAAAAGUGUCAAGAAGCUUGCUAUAAAGAGCACACAGUCUCCAGUUUUCUCUCCGCUAUCUCACUCGAAGGAUCAUGAUGACCUGGCACCUCCCUCCGAUUACCCUGUCAACGGCUUGAGCAACGGCACCUCCAUGGCGCUACAUGCAAAUGCUGACGACACAGAUGUGAGCCGAGAGCUGCCGUCGGACAUGUCCUUGGGCACGCCGGGUGGCGUGGAGGUGGGCACGUCCACCAGGGGCCCGCCGCCCAAGAUGCACAAGAGCCUGCUCAACGGCUCCCUCGAUGGAUCUCUGCUGGCGCUGAACGUCCGACAGCGCGGUCGGAGCGCCAGUGGCGGUAGCAGAGGCGCCGAAGGGGGGGCGAUGGGAGGCGGGGGGAUGGAUCGGGAACGGGGCAGCGAAGAGUCGUCGUCUUCUGUGGUAGAGAAUUCGACCCACGACGACGAGGAUUACGAACCGGACGAGGAGCAACAAAGGAUGGUUCAGCCGCAUCCUGCAGGCAUUGUGCUCACACGCUUUGGGUAUUAUACCAUUCCUCCCAUGGAUGAGCUGGCAAGGCUUACAGACGAGAACAGAGACUGCAUUGUAAAUAAUUUCACCAUUGGCCGGCAAGGUUACGGUUCCAUCUGCUUUUCGGGGGAAAUAAACCUGAAGCUGCUGAACCUUGACGCGAUCGUGCACAUCCGCCGGAAGGAGGUGAUCGUGUACCCCGAUGACAACGACAAGCCUCCCUGUGAUGAAGGCCUCAACAGGAGAGCGGAAGUGACCCUGGAUGGUGUGUGGCCAUUGGACAAGACCACGGGCCGGCAUAUCACGAGCCCUGAGCGACUGAUGCGCAUGGCCUAUGAGGAGCGCCUCGAGAGGGCCUCCACGCGGCAGGGAGCGCUGUUCCGCGAGUAUCGGCCCGAGACCGGUUCUUGGGUCUUUGAUGUAAAGCAUUUCUCCAAGUAUGGCAUCCAAGAUGAUGAAGAAGACGAGGACGAAGUGGUGGACCCUUUAACGGGCAAAGUCCUGCCGGCUCUGCCGCCUGGCCAUGUGGUGGAGGGGAAGAAGUUGAAGACUGGGCUCGCUCCUCCGGCAAUGCAGCAGUCUCAGAAGCUCGUCUCGCAAGGAAAGCUUGGCCCCACAGAGCUGGGAGGCAAGGAACUUGGCGGGCUCGGUGGGGAGCAGGACAGCGAGAUGGCCGACAUCUCCCUGGAGCCGGUGCCACGUGGCUUCUACGUGGAAGACGACGACACGUGCGAGCUGCAGGGACACAUGGGUGGCUACGUCAAGGAUCUGGAGGACGGAGCGGAGCCCGUAGCUGCCUCCCACCACCUCGCCUCUUACCUGGGGAUGAGCACACACCGCCUGCAGGUGAUGAAGGCAUCGUUUCUGGCGGAGGAGGAGGAGGGAGAGGUGGAGGUAUCGCCGCAGCGGUUUGGUGCCGUCUCUCAUUUGCCAUCCUUCUCAGUGAUGCAAAAUGCUUCCUGCGCUGCCAAGCUUGCUGACAUGAGGACACUCCGCAGCCGGCUCUCGGGAGCACUGCUGCAAAGUAAGUUCGGACUUGGCUCCACUAUUGGGAUGGAUGCCACUGUAGUUUCACCGCAUAAGGAUCUUGGACAAGAACACCUCGCCACCAAACCUCGGAUUUUCACCAGAAUUCGUGAACCGUCUCACCACGUGACCUUAUCCAGGCCCUACUCUCUACUCUCCCCUCCUGUGGGUCUACCCGUUGACGGCAAGGCAGGCGGGCCUGGACGAGCAGCGGCCGCCCCUCAGCGGGCCUGUGGCCUCAUACCGGCCCAUAACUCGGUGGCCCAUGGUCGCCACUGCCUCGCCGAUGCGGCCCUUUAUGCAGGCCGCUCGUUUCGUGUUGGCUGGGGCCCCGGCGGAAGUCUUUGCCACGUUGGCGACCUUAUCGGAUGCACAAAUAGUGAGGAGCAAUCGACCGAUAGACACGAGGAGGUGGGGCUGAAUGCCUUCACACCAACACUGGUCAAGCGAAUUGCGCCAUCGCCGUUCAAGGUGCACGUGGAGUGCGUGAGCGUCUGCCCAUGGGCCGGCUCCGAGGGCCGCUACCGCAUCCAGGAGAAGCUGGAGAUUGCCCUGGAGGAGAGCGAGCGUGUGAACGAGCACGCGCAAUCCGACGCGAUGGAACUCGGGGCGGCCGCUGGCUCAGACGACAGGGAGCUCUGCUGCCCCCUGUUCCGCCCACGGCCAGGCGUGUCCUCGGUGCACCGCUACGCUCACUGGGUUGAGGAUGUGCUCGCUCAGGAGGCGGCAGCCAGCACCUCCGAAACUGACACUUUGAAGCAGUGGUAUCUGGUGUGGACGCUGUGCGAGGCGCUGUGGGGCCACCUGCAUGGCCGUGACAGAGUGGGAGACGACGAGGAUGACGUAGACGUCAGGGAUGAGGAGGAGGCUGCCAUGGAGGGUGUCGGGGAAGGUGGCGGUAGGGCGUAUGCCCAGCAGGCAGAGCGACGGGAGGCCCUGUCGCGCUGGCUGGAGCGUGCCGCCCUGGAGAAAGUCGAAGGCGAGGUGGCGCUCGGCGGUAACGGCAAAUUGUCAACCUAUGCCGUAUUCAGCUGCCUGAGCGGAAGGCAGAUCGCGCGUGCUUGUCGGCUGGCACAGGAUGCAGGAGACCAUCGACUCGCGCUACUCAUCAGCCAAGCCGUUGGGAGCAAACCAACCCGUCAGCUGCUGGCCUUGAACCUCUCCGAGUGGGGCAAGUUGCAGGUCGACCAUUACAUCAACAGCGAUCGCAUAGCAGUCUACACCCUACUCGCUGGCAAGCCGGUGUGGGAGAUGUCUGCGGGGGAGCCGGUGAACGUGUGCGAGUCACUUGACUGGAAGCGUUCGCUCGCCGUCCACCUCUGGUACAUGCUGAGCCCCAUGGUGUCGGUGGCUGAUGCCCUGAAGGCCUACGAAAAUGCAUUCGAGGGCUCGGACGAGUGCGAGCGAUACGCCUGCCGACCGCUCCCUCCAUACAUGGAGGACAACAAGUUGUGCCCUGUGGAAGAGGAGGAGAUGGAUGAGGAAGAGAGGAAGCAGAGGCGGCCAGUGAGGGAUGCCUGCUACCACCUGCUCAAACUCUACAGUGACAAACACUACGAUUUGGACCAACUGUGUGAUGCCAGCUCCGUCACCGCCGAUCCCCUGGAUUACCGGCUGUCCUGGCACCUGUGGCUUGCCGUUCAAGCGCUCGGCUACCAACAUCUGCCCGCUCGUAGCGCUGGAGCACUGAACGCCGCUUACGCUGCCCAGCUUGAGUCAGCUGGCCUCUGGGAGUGGGCGGUCUUUGUGCUCAUGAACAUCCCCGACGCAAGCUCCCGAACGAAGGCGGUGCGGGAGAUGCUGGGCAGGCAUUGCAGUGAGGCGGAGAUGACCGAGGAGGCAUUUGAGUUUGUGACGGGGCGCCUGGGUGUGCCGGCUUCCUGGCUCCAUGAGGCGCAGGCCCACCGAGCCCGGCAACUUGGAGACCACCGUGACGAGGCUCACCACCUGUUGCAUGCUGGCCUCUACAACGCUUGCCACAGGGUCGUAAUCCGCAACCUUGCCGCCGAUGCUAUCAUCAAUGAAAACUAUGGGUACCUCAAGACUUUCUUGGAGGAGAUGGCAGCACCAGAGAUCAGCAUUCACAUCCCCGACUGGGAGGUCGCAGGGCGGGUCUUCCUUGACUACAUCCGGGUCACGGAGACUCUGCUCAGGCUGCACAACGAGUCGGAAACGCCGGGUGCCGAGCUGGAGGCCCUUUGUACAGAAGUGGCUUUGCUGUGUCCACGCAUCGAAGAUGUCCCUUGUUUUUCUGCACGAGACCGUCUCAGCCAAGCAGAGAUGGCAAAGCAAACGGCAAACAUUCUGCGGGCGGUGAUGAGUUUGCAGCAGGGCGGGGGGGAGGAGGGCAGGGAUGAUGACAUGCGUCCUGGAGGACGCCUGGCCGGACUUCCACUGCACCCCUACGCACAGCACAUCGGGCAACUUCCGCUACCCGGCGACUAUGCGCUGCAGGAGCUGAGGACACUUGUGUCUGCGUACCGCCUGGCCCUCACCACAUGAAGAUGGGGACCCAAUGAGACAUUCAUUUCCCUGAGAAACCCCCGGAAGCUGUUUUUCCCGCUUUAUAAGUGACUUAACUUGGAGGAGUAAACUGUUGGCUUGACAUUUUUAACAAGAAAUCUGUACAGUCUUUAAGCUGUCAUAUUUUGAUUACUUAAUGCUAGUGUAAAAGAUAAUCUCCUAAUUUUUUUGAGCUGCAUGAAUUAUUCACUUUAGAGGUCUAAUGUGAUCUUUUGCUGGGUAGGGGAAUAAAACUAAUGUUUUUUCAAUACUAGUUUGAAUUUUCUGCACCUUGUAAGACCUGAAGCAAAAGUGAGAUAACAAAGACCACGAUUUUGGCGUGUAAACGCGAGAGUGCUCAUGUUUGUGUUUUCCACUGUUUAUUGUGGAAAAUGCAGUUGUUGGUCUGUCGAUGAAGAGCUAAGCUUUUUAGUCCUUUGGUCAAAUAUAAAUAUGCCAUCUCAACAUUGCUUGUGUUCUGGUUUUGGGCACUAGAUCUGCAAGUAUGGCUGUCAACGCAAUCCAAGGCCAUGUGCAGCACCUUGUCAGUGAGCACACAUCAAUAUUUGUUUUGUUGGGCAUCACAACCACAAUGGUGUGCUGUAGCCGAUUUUGAACAGGGUCACCAGAUGAUAAGUGAUGUUGAGGCUUUAUCAAGUUCAUGUGUAUUGGUAGGAUAUGUUUAUGCACUUGCCAGUGGUCUUGUUGCUGGAAGUUUCUGUGCGGUGGGGUUAUUUACAUCGAUCCACAACUUUCCCCCACCAUCAAAGAUGUAAACAUGUCUUGGAGGCAUGACGUACUGUCGCUCACCCGGUGCGUCAUUGGCAUGCGACGAUAUGACUGUUGAUUGCCACGGUUAUUUACAUGUGUGGUCUUGUUUUAGGCAUAAUUUGAUGCAAUUGGAUUUGGCCUAUUCACUGCCAAACAUGGAAUGGUUGCACAUUCCCGUAGUGAUUAAAAGCUGUAGAAAUGUUGCCAGCAAAGGCUGAACAGUUUAGUCUUAUCUGCUCGCGCAAUUAACCUGCCGGCACUCCAUGUGCCCUGUACUGGACUUGCAAACAGUGAGGCAUUGAACGAGCUGUCACCAAAUUUGAGUAAUUGAUCAUUAUCCGAUGCUUGUUCAACUGCAUCAAUAUUUCAUUAUUGCAUGUGAACAUCAUGCCCAAUCGAGUAGAUUUUGUGUAAAUCGGCAAUUUCUUAACAGUCUUAAUCUUCAGCAUCGCUAUGUCAGUCAUGCAUUGGAUCCAUAUGAGGGAAUUUAUUCCCUUGUGCUGUGAUUUAUGGGCCAUCCUAAGUGGCGCAAGCAGACUGUUUUUUUUUUAUAAAGUGACGUUGAUGGUAGAACAAGUCCAUGCCUCCUUGACUUCUCAAUUUUCCUCCCGAGACAUGGUCCAAAAAAAGAGGCCUUGACGUUGUAACCUGAACUUUCCACAACUGCUGUGACCUGUUCUAGAGCAGAGUGCUAGAGAUCUGCCCGGCAUGCCUGGGUACACGUCUAACAUGUGCGCCUUUCGUAUAUAUACUCUUUGGAAACUUAAUACCGAUGUUUUCAAGAUUUAACUGGUAGCAUAUAUAGGCAACGUUUAUAUUUUACUUUUGGGUUUUUUUUACGUUGACGUCGUUACGGGGCAGAAGCGUUUGACUCUUCUUCAGGCAGUGCGCUCAAUUGUACAUUUUAAUCUAUAGAGUCGUGGCUGUUUUAUAACGUGAGAGUGGAAAUCACCAGCAAGUUUGAGUGCGAGGUUGUGAUGUGUGGCAAUGGUUUGGGUGAGUAAAUUAAAGGCGACAUUUUGCGUUGGCGUGAAUGUGACCAUUUUUAAUUGGUGCGGCGUGAUUGAAAUUUUGUACAAAAACAAAAGAAACAAAAAAAGGAAACAAUUGUUUUUGAACCUCGGAACCAAAGUAUUACAUUUCAGUGAAAUUGUACUGAAGAGGUUGAAUGAAUUUUGCAUAAUAUCAAACUCUACUGCCCUGUACAUCGUUUUGUGGUUAUUGUUGUCCUCUGGAUACUUGAUAUUUGUGUGUGUUUGAUGACAUUUUAAUUUCAAAACAUGUAAUCUUCGUACUCCAGCAUUCAGUCGAGUGGUCUGGUAUGGUGUAUCGUCACCUUGGCCCGAAAAGGUGAUUGAUGUUGGCUGUUCCUUUUUUUACAGAUUUCAGUUCAGUUGAUGUUGGAAGGCCCGGAUGCUUUGCUCGGUAUGGUCAUGUUUAGCUGUACGUGUGGAAUGCAGAGAUGUGCGUUUCGUUUUUUGUAGGAAUGCGAAACUUGAGGUGUGCGGACUUACACUCGUCUGUGCGUGAGCGUGCGCGUAUAUUUAACGUGACUGCGAGAGCUUGGUCUAGCACGUGUGAAGUUUGGUAUGCUGAAUGUUUGGAGCUGCUAUGUUACUGCUCUUUUGAAUCAAUAAAGUUUCUCAGCAAAUCUGC
Messenger RNA from Lethenteron reissneri (Far Eastern brook lamprey), 8636 nucleotides. RefSeq names its product nuclear pore complex protein Nup98-Nup96-like. Lineage: Eukaryota; Metazoa; Chordata; Hyperoartia; Petromyzontiformes; Petromyzontidae. Gene Ontology annotation, biological process: telomere tethering at nuclear periphery; RNA export from nucleus; post-transcriptional tethering of RNA polymerase II gene DNA at nuclear periphery. Gene Ontology annotation, cellular component: nuclear pore; nuclear pore cytoplasmic filaments. The record is from RefSeq and is a predicted model, not a curated record. Gene Ontology annotation, molecular function: structural constituent of nuclear pore; RNA binding.